UUUUCGCUUGUCACACUGCCCAACGUCAACUCAGCGCGGAAAAUUGAAAAUAGUUAACGCGCUUCCAUGCACCAUGCUCUCCUAUAAGCACCAUGUUGUCCAGCUGAACUGCGGCGGCAUGCAGAUGCCACUCCUGGGCCUGGGCACCUACAAGCUCCAUGGAGAGGAGCUGCACGUGUCCGUGGACGCGGCCCUGAGCGCCGGCUACCGUGCCUUUGACACGGCUGCAGUGUAUGGCAACGAGGCCGAGCUGGGACGAGCUCUCCUUGAUCUCCUGCCACAACACGGCCUCCAAAGGUCCGACGUCUUUAUCAUCAGCAAGCUGGACCCGUCCGACAACGGACCACGGGCGCUGGACGGAUGUCUACGCAGUCUGGACGCGGUGGGCUGUGGCGGUGGGUACAUCGACCUCUUCCUCCUCCAUUGGCCUGGCACGAAGGGCUUGGAACCGUCCGACCCACAAAACGCCACCAACCGGAAGCAGAGCUGGACUGUCCUGGAGGACUUCUACACCGGUGGGAAAUUCAGGGCCAUAGGCGUGUCCAACUACACCGCCUCACAUCUCGGUGAGCUGCUGCGGGACUGCCGUGUGCCCCCUGCUGUUCUCCAGAUGGAACUGCACCCCAUGCUGUGCCAGCGUGAGCUUCUGCGUAUGUGUAUGGACAACGGAGUGCACUUCCAGGCAUACUCCUCGCUGGGCAAGGGGGCUCUGUUACAGGAGCCAGAGGUGGUGUCCGUGGCGGAGGCCUGCGGGCGUACCCCAGCCCAGGUGCUGCUCAGGUGGGCACUGCAGCAGGGCGUGGGGGUGCUGCCGAGGUCAAGAGAUGACACGCGGGUGCGGGAGAAUGCCUGCGUGUUUGACUUUGAGCUGAGUCCUCAGCACAUGCAGAGGCUCAGUAGGUUGGACUGUGGCAGGAGGUUCAUCAAGAGGGACGCCUCAUGUGUGGCCUAGAGGCAUUGAGGGGGAGUUCAUCAGGUGAAAGCCUGAAAAAGUCCAAAUAAGGAUGCAUAUUAAACAAAGUCAAAUUGGGUCACAACGUAAUGUCCAUGGGAAAUUGUGGGUCACAAGAUUAUUUCAGCUUAGAACCACUGGCAUAGAGCCCUGGACUUGGGGGUUCACCAGGCGAAAGUCUCAAAAAGUGGAGCUAAAAAAGGAGUGUUCAACAGGAAACAGGGGGAGGUACAUGUAUACCAGGUGGUGGUCAUUUUGAUCAGCUAGUUUUCCAAUGAUAUGACAUGACAAAGGACAUUCAUUAAUAAAUAAAUAAAUAAAU
Engraulis encrasicolus (European anchovy) is the source of this 1274-nucleotide messenger RNA. RefSeq lists its product as uncharacterized. Lineage: Eukaryota; Metazoa; Chordata; Actinopteri; Clupeiformes; Engraulidae. The record is from RefSeq and is a predicted model, not a curated record. Bases 74 to 952 code for a protein of 292 amino acids. The transcript is spliced from 2 exons. Gene Ontology annotation, molecular function: oxidoreductase activity.